AUGUCAGAGGAGACGAUUCUUUUAACUGAAAGGAAAGCGAUCUCAUGGAUACUUUGGACUGUUUGGAAAAACAGAAAUAUGAUCCUAUAUGCUGAUACGCAGGAAUCAAUUACCAUACAAGUACACAACGCGAUUGAGGAAGCUAGUAUCUGGUCUGAGUUAAAUACCCAGCAACAAGUUCCUGAGACCGUACAUGGCUUGAAUGAAGAAGCGAAGAAGUGGGAGCCUCCGUUAUUAGGUUAUGUGAAAUGCAACAUACAUUCCAAUUGGAGGAACGCGAAGCUUCAUAGUGGAGUGGCUUACAUUAUACGUGACCCGAGUGGCAAUGUUCUCCACCAUGCUAGAGAUGCACUCACUUUCUCACCGAACAUAGUAACAUCUGAAUUUCGAUGCCUUGUUUGGGCGCUACAGAGUAUGGAGAAUCUAGGCUAUCAAGAGAUUGUAGGCUUUGCACCCGUAGUUAGCUCAGAUUUCAAAGAUAUCAUUGAGGCUGUGAAGAAGCCUAACAAAUGGCCUUUGUUUAGAGUUAUGCUUCAAAAGAUAAGCAGUCUUUGUGCUAGGUUUCGCUCGGUGGCCUUUGAAGCAGAAUCAUCAUCUUCAAAUCAGAUAGCGAGAAAUUGCGAAGAGCGUCCUUCGUGA
This is a messenger RNA of Brassica oleracea var. oleracea, 639 nucleotides long. RefSeq lists its product as uncharacterized. The record is from RefSeq and is a predicted model, not a curated record. Gene Ontology annotation, molecular function: nucleic acid binding; RNA-DNA hybrid ribonuclease activity. NCBI's taxonomy places the organism in Eukaryota, Viridiplantae, Streptophyta, Magnoliopsida, Brassicales, Brassicaceae. The transcript has 2 exons. The coding region runs from base 1 to 639 and encodes 212 amino acids.